Messenger RNA from Spathaspora passalidarum NRRL Y-27907, 459 nucleotides. RefSeq names its product Tif11p (gene TIF11). Gene Ontology annotation, cellular component: cytoplasm. The transcript has a single exon. Gene Ontology annotation, biological process: translational initiation. Gene Ontology annotation, molecular function: translation initiation factor activity; RNA binding. Bases 1 to 459 code for a protein of 152 amino acids. The record is from RefSeq and is a predicted model, not a curated record. NCBI's taxonomy places the organism in Eukaryota, Fungi, Ascomycota, Pichiomycetes, Serinales, Debaryomycetaceae.
AUGGGUAAAACUGGUAAAGGUAAAGGAGGUAAAAAUAGAAGAAGAGGAAAGAACGAUAACAGUGGCCAAAAGAGAGAAUUAAUUCUCGUGGAAGAAGGUCAAGCAUACGGUCAAAUUACCAAGAUGUUAGGUAACGGUAGAAUCGAAGUCAGUUGUUUUGAUGGAAACAAAAGAAUGGGACACAUCAGAGGUAAAUUAAGAAAGAAGGUCUGGAUGGGUCAAGGUGAUAUCAUUUUGGUUUCUUUAAGAGAUUUCCAAGAUGACCAAUGUGAUGUUGUUCACAAAUAUAACUCCGAUGAAGCCAGAACUUUAAAAAAUAUGGGUGAAUUGCCAGAAACUGCCAAGAUUAAUGAAACUGAUACUUUCGGUGGUGAUGAAGAUGAAGAUGUUAACUUCGAAUUCGGUGCUGAAGACGAUGAAGACGAAGAAGAUGAUGAAUUAGAUAUUGAUGAUAUCUAG